GGGUGAGCUCUCUCUCUAUGGGGAUGGUCUUCUUCUGUUCUCCAAUAGUCAGCAUAUUCACAGACCUAUUUGGUUGUCGAAAAGUUGCUGUUGUUGGAGCUGCAGUAGGGCUUGCUGGACUCCUUGCAAGUUCUUUUGUAAGCACCAUUGAACCUCUAUAUUUCACCUACGGAAUCUUGUUUGCCUGUGGCUGCUCCUUUGCGUACCAGCCAUCCUUGGUCAUCCUUGGGCACUAUUUCAAGAAACGCCUGGGACUAGUGAAUGGCAUCGUCACUGCAGGCAGCAGCUUGUUCACAGUGUCACUGCCCUUCCUCUUGAGAGUUUUGCUCGAUUCUGUCAAUCUGUUCAACACCUUGAGGGUCCUGUGCAUCCUUAUGUUUAUUCUGUUCCUGGCUGGAUUCACUUACAAACCCCUCAUUCCUGACACCAAAGACAAGGAGGGAGGAAAGAAGGGGAAGUUCAAAUUUCCUCCUGGAAAAAAGAUUUGCAAUUUCUCCGUUUUCAAAGUUCUCAGUUACCGAAUCUGGGCUUUUGGGAUCCCAGCUGCCCUUUUUGGAUAUUUUGUGCCUUAUGUUCACUUGAUGAAUCAUGUAAAAGACAGAUUUGGUGACAGUGUGCCAGAAGAAGUGCUUCUACUGUGUCUGGGCAUUACUUCAGGAGUUGGCAGGUUGAUCUUUGGCAGAGUUGCAGAUUAUAUUCCUGGUGCAAAAAAAAUUUAUUUACAGGUGGCCUCAUUCUUCUUCAUUGGCUUGAUGUCUAUGAUGAUUCCACUGUGCCAUGUCUUCGGAGCUCUCAUAGCUGUGUGUCUCUUCAUGGGCCUAUUUGAUGGGUGCUUCAUUUGCAUUAUGGCUCCUAUUGCCUUUGAGCUUGUUGGGGCUCAGGAUGUCUCCCAGGCCAUAGGGUUUCUACUGGGACUCAUGUCAGUCCCUAUGACAGUUGGCCCACCCAUUGCAGGCUUGCUGCGAGAUAAGCUGGGCACCUAUGAUGUAGCAUUUUACCUGGCUGGAGUCCCUCCACUUAUUGGCGGAGCCAUUUUAUGUUGCAUCCCCUGGGUCCAUGAACGGCAGAAGUUAAAAGAAAGAGCAAAACCUGUUGAUGGAGAAACUACUGAGAAAAUGCUGGAAAACGAAAGCACUUUGGUGUCAAACACAACAGAAAAGCCAGUCAGAGAACUGGAAUCUGGCAUUUGAUGCUUUCUUUUCCCUCUACCAUCCUGACCUCUACUGAAGUUUGAUUUCUACUUUUUGGCUGAAGAUAUUAUACUACACUGAAGAAGUCUUGAACUAUUGCUCAAAUUGCAGAACUGUUUUAAGAAUCUUUUAUACCAUUGAACUUUUUUGAUGAGUCGUUGAAUUUGAUCUCAAGCCACAUUUCAAGGUAUUUGAAGUUUUGUAGCUUUAGUGUGUAUGUGUGUAGUGAUUCUGUGUGUGAAGAGAAUAUUUUUCUAAUCCAUCAGAACCGAUUUCUGGAAAUGUGAAAGCUGUUUUUGGUUCACUGAUCCAGGAUUCUUCAAUCACAUUUAUGGCCUAUCCAAUGCAGGCACACCCAUGGGUGUUUAUACUGGAUAAUGUAUCUUAUGACUGAUUUGUUUUUUGAAGUUUCUCAUGCUGUUUACAGUCUUUUAUAAUUCUAUAUCAUGAACAUGAAUAUGCAUAUUUUUGAUUCCCUAAACUCUUGAUGAAAUGAUUUUUCAUUAGAAAACUAAAUUAUUAAACAUCUGUUUUAUUUUCUCUAAAUACCCCAGCCUGUUUAGUUUGCCAAAACACUCACGUGUGUUUGCAUUCACCUUUCAUGGUAGCCCAAACAAAGAAUGCUCAGGAUUAAAUUCUUGGGCUCAGGUUUUGAAUAUGUGCAAACCAAGCUCUGAGUGCGAACACGUUCAGAAGUAAAGCUGCUGAAUGAUAGACUUUUUUUAUUUAGUGAAGGCAAUACUAUUAAGAUGCAUGUGUGUAAUUUUUUUUUCAGCCAAACCUCGGAGUAGCGGAUAGUUUUGAAACUGUAUUGAUUAAUUCUUUGGAGCAGUAUUGUGAAUUAGACUAAAUUUCAAAUUAUUCUGUUAUACUUGUUAGUUUGUUUUUUUUUUUUUUAAUUCUUUAAAACCAGACAGCUUUAAAAGAUACAUUCUAAGUGCAAUACCAAGUUGUUUUUAACGUGGAAAUAUACAUGAGCUAUUAAAACGAAGUUCAUCAAUUAAGGAUUUUUGCACUAAGUGAACAUGCAGGUUGAUUACAGGUCUAUAUAGCUGUGUUCAAUUACCUGUAGGAUAUAGCUCCAUAUUUUAUUCAAGUAUAAAGAAAUGUCCUUGUAUGCCCUAUUUCUUGCUUAACAUCCUAAACAUAUGGCUCCAUUGCUUAUGUAUUCUUAAGUAUUAUACACUGUUUGUCAAGCAGGUAUUUUGAAAACCUCUUUUUCUGAAAAGUAUUUAAAAGCAUACUACUUUGAGAUGAAAACACUGCUUUUCAGUUUAUCAUAAAAUACUUCUAAGCACAGUGCUCAUUUGUGGAUGUGGAUCAGCAAUCACUGAAAUAGAAUAAUUCUUUUUUUCAGGUCCAUUUGAGACCAAUAAUUUUUCUUUUCUUGUUUAGAACUGUCAUAGUGAAGAGUAAACUAAAUGUGAUCUGGACAAAGUGUGUAUUUAAGUGCAUUUUCUUAAUUAGUAACAGUACUUGUUCUUUACACAAACCAUGGAGGCAUACUGUUCUUUUUAAACUAUAGCCUUUAUUGUCUUUUCUGGUUUCAUUAUUUUUCUUUCUCCAGUGUUGUAGUAAAUUGCUCAGAAAACCCACCUACGUUUGUGAUACAAAACAGCAAUACUAUUGCAUUGAAUGUUUACAUCUAGCAACUGAAAGAAGUUCUCUAAAUGUACUAUACAGGGCAUGCUAACUAUUGUAGACCAAACCUCAGACCCUUUUUCUAUUGCAGACUUUCAAUCCCUACUUUAUAUGAGUGAGCUCUGAAUAACUGAAUCUUUUAAUAAUAGAGGUAUAGGGAGGGACUUGAAGGUGGGGGGAAAAAAAAACCCUAAACCAAUUUGGAAAACAGAGGUCCCUUCAGGUUCACUGGGACUUAGAUGCAUAGUAUUGUUAAUUAAAAUUACUAUGAAAUGCUGCCUUCAUUACAAAAGUGAUGUUAGCAGUUGAUGUUGCUCUUGUCUGGAGUAUUUCUGUAGAACAUGUUAUUCAGUAUUAUUUUCCAGCUGGCCAAGGCAAAAGGUGGUGUUGAGUAAGUGUGGUAAAAGCCUCUUGUUUCCUAUUGCUUUGUUAUGAAAAAUUAAUGUUCAUCACAGAUCUUGCAUUUCAUGUGUUUUAGUGUUGAGUUUUAAACCAAAAACAAGGCUGCUCUUUAUCACUGGUGCAAUUUGAAAUGAUUGUGACCAGAUAUCUUGAUGUAAUUGUGACAUUGUCCCGAAUUGCUGCUCUGUAUCUCUAUAAAUUAUCUAGCAGAGUAUAUAAAGUAAUUGUUGUUGUUUUAGAAAUGACACAGAAAUGGUAUAACAAUAAUAUGGAUUAAUUAUUGGCGUGUCCUUU
Messenger RNA from Empidonax traillii (willow flycatcher), 3527 nucleotides. RefSeq names its product solute carrier family 16 member 10 (gene SLC16A10). The transcript has 6 exons. The coding region runs from base 18 to 1190 and encodes 390 amino acids. Gene Ontology annotation, molecular function: monocarboxylic acid transmembrane transporter activity. Gene Ontology annotation, biological process: transmembrane transport. NCBI's taxonomy places the organism in Eukaryota, Metazoa, Chordata, Aves, Passeriformes, Tyrannidae. The record is from RefSeq and is a predicted model, not a curated record.